AUCCCUAUCGCCGCGCCAUUGUGGUGGUGGUUGGUGUUCAUUCAGAUUGUCAUUAUGCCCUGCUUCUGUGUAUUUUAUUAAUUUUAAGGGUAUUCAUGAAUAUUUUUACUACAAAUGUUUUAGUGGAAAAUAAUAACAGUGACAAUAAUGCGUGCCGAUCCUUUUAUACCAGACUAAUAUACAUCUUUGAGUCGCCACGGCAAUCAGUGAGGAGCAGCAAUGGAGGCAGGUGCGCGUGCGCUGGAUGUGCUCCCGCUCCUGCACGAGCGCGUGGCGGCGCUGUCCGGCGGACGCGAUCGCCGCGGGGGGCCCAUCAUAUGGUUCCCGGCCAACCCGCGCCGCGACCGUAUCGCGCCUGAUGACUACCGACGACUUUUGCAUUACUUGAUCACCAUACCUAGUGAUGCAGUGCGGUCACAUGGCUUCACGAUCCUUAUCGAUAUGAGAGGUUCUGCGUGGGCUGCAAUCAAACCCAUUUUAAAAGUUCUCCAAGAGCACUUCUCAUCAUCCGUCCAUCAAGCACUAGUAGUUAAACCUGAUAAUUUUUGGCAAAAACAACGUACUACCAUAGGAGCUCACAAGUAUAAAUUUGAGGCAGCUGUUAUUAGUUUAGAAGCACUUCCUAAAGUCGUAGAUAGCUCACAAUUAACACCUGAUUUAGAUGGUACGCUUCAAUACGACCACGCGCAGUGGAUAGAUCUGAGAUUAGCAUUAGAAGAGCUGAUGUGGCAGGCUGGCGAGCUCUUGGACCGACUUGACGACUUGCAGGAGGAUGUCGCUAGGGCAGACUUUGCGGAUGACGUCACGGGCGCUCGACGGGCCAUAGACGCACAUGCAGACAUUAAUAAGCGGUUGGCCAAGGUUCCUGUGGACGAACUCGAAGCACAAGGCGAACGAGUUCUGCAACGCCUGGAGGCAGCCGACGCGGCGUGCUCUGAGGCAAGCGGCAGCGGCGGCGAGGCGGCCGCCUUCCACUGCGGCUCCCCCGGCGCCGUGCGCGCGCAGCUCACCGCCGUGCGCUCCGCACACGCGCACGCGCACAAGCUGUGGCAGCACAAGAAAAUGCAGCUCGAUCAGUGCUUCCAACUGAGAUUAUUUGAACAAGAUUGCGAAAAGAUGCUCGAAUGGAUCGUCAAUCACAGAACCGCUUUUCUCGCUACGUAUGUUGAAAUCGGUCGGUCAUGCGCGGCCGCGAAGAGACUUCAAGAAGAACAUGCCAGAUUCGCUGCGGCUUGCACGGGCGGCGGGCGGCCGAGCGUGGCGCGCGUCACGACGGCCGCGCGGCGGCUCGCGGACAAGCGCCAUUACGCCGAGGCCCAGAUCACGGGGCUGGCGCACCGCCUGGAGCGCGCCUACAAACAACUUUCAGCCGGUCUGGAAGAGCGAUCAGCAGUGCUGUCACUGUCGGUGGUGUUCCACCACAAGGCGGAGGCCUACGCGUCGGCGGUUGGCGGGUGGGGCGCGCAGUGCGCGGUGGCGCUGCAGCUGGCCACGGGGCAGGCGGGCGGCGCGCCUUGCGCCGACCCGCGCGCGCUCGAGCAGCACGCCCAGCGGCAUAGGCAACUGUAUGAGCACAUGUGCCAGGCUUAUACUGAGGUCCAUUCAACAAGCAAGAAACUGCUUUACCAGUUGGAUCACUUAGUUCAAGUGUGCCAUCAAACAGAUCCCGCUGAUAUGAGCGACGGUACUGUCAGCACUGCGGGAAGUAGUAGCGGCGACCCGGCCGCAGACUACAGUUCCGGCGCCAACCACGUCCUGGCAGUCAUACACCAAAUCCUGGGCCACCACAGAGCCCUCGAAGCCAGAUACCACCAGGCCAGGCUCAAGCUCCACCAGAGAUUGGCUCUCUUGCUAUACAAGGAAGACUGCCGACAAGUAUUAGAUUGGCUAGCGAACCAUGGCGAAGUAUUCUUACAGAAGAACACGGGUAUUGGAAGGAAUCUCCACAAAGCUAGAGUAUAUCAAAAAUCUCACGAACAUUUCGAAAAUGUUGCACAAAACACUUACACGAACGCGGACAAGCUUCUGGCAGCCGCCGAGGAGCUGGCGCGGUCCGGCGAGUGCGACCCCGAGGAGGUGUUGGGCGUGGCGCGCGAGCUGGAAGCGCACGUGGCCGCGUUCGCGGCGCGCGUCGACCGCCGCCGCCGCCGGCUCGACCUCGCCGUGCUGCUCUACACCCACGAGAAGGAGCUCGUCCAAUGGCUGGAGACGGUCCGAAGCGGGGGCGGCAUGUGCACGGCAGACGAUAGCCCUGAGGCGGCGCGGCGAGCGCUCGAUCAGUGCGCGCAGCACCGCGCCGCCAGCUUAGACGCCUGCGCCGCCACCAUCGCGCAGGGCGAGGCCUUGCUGCAGGAUCUCAGGUCUUCGGGCGACUCGGACGCGGCGAGUACCACCGCCGUGGAGACGACGCUAGAGCGACUGCGGGGUACGCGGGGCGCGCUCGAGGAGCUCUGGUCAGACCGCGAGCGGCGGCUUGAACUCACGCUGCAGCUCCGGCACUUCGAGCGGGACGCGCUAGAGGUGUCUUCCCGGCUGGAACUGUGGGGCGACGAGUUGCAGCGUACGGAGCCCCCGCGGGACCCGCAGCAGGCCGAGCAGGCGCUGGCGGCGCACAACGAGAGCGUCGCCAGGAUGCAACACGCCACCUUCCAGGUGGUAGAGCAAGGGCAGGAGUUGGCGGGCGGCAUCGCGGAGGCGGCGGACGCGAUGGGAGCGAGCGGCGCGGAGGGCUUGGAGCCUGCUCCGCUGGACGCGCAGGCGCGCGUGCAGCUGCUGCUGGAGUUCCUGCACGACCGGCAGCUCGACCUGGAGGAGCUCGCCGAGGAGCGCCGCGCGCGCUUCGAACAGUGCGUCCAGCUGGGUCAGUUCCAAAAAGAUGCCACGCAGGUGGUGAGUUGGAUCCGCAACGGGGAGGCGAUGCUGGCGGCUUCGUUCUCGAUUCCCGGGACGCUGGCGGAGGCGGAGCAGCUCAAACGGGAGCACGACCAGUUCCAAGUGGCCGUGGAGAAGACGCACGCGAGCGCGGUGCAAGUUAAAUACAGGGCUGAUGCUUUGCGCGCCGCCAACCACUAUGACCCACAUACUAUCAGAGAAAUUUCAGAAGAAGUAACUGAGCGCUGGCAGCGCCUGGUGACUUGUGCGGAGGAAAGACACAAGCUUGUCACGGCGUCGCUCAAUUUCUACAAAACCGCUGAGCAAGUGUGCUCGGUAUUGGACUCGCUGGAACGAGAGUACCGCAGGGAUGAAGACUGGUGCGGGUCCGCCGCCGUUCCUUCCACUGACGAGCUCACGCAGUCUCAGGCUGUUGAUAAGGCGGCACAGGUGGCAGCCCUAAUAGUGAAGCACGGCGAGCAGAAGGAGGCGUUCUUGAAGGCGUGCACGCUGGCGCGGCGCACCGCCGAGACGUUCCUCAAAUACGCGGCGCGCUCGGCGCAGGUGCACGGCCAGACCGCCGCCGCCAGCAAGGCGCAUCACGACCAGACCAGAGCUAUUCUCGACACGUUGCUCUCGCAGGAGAAUAAGGUAUUAGAACACUGGACGGUCCGGAAGAAGAGGCUCGAACAGUGCCAGCAAUUUGCGCUGUUUGAGCGGUCAGCGCGCGCGGCCGUGGAAUGGAUCCGGGAGACGCAGGAGCGCUGCGGCGCGGCGGCGGCUGCGGCGGCGGCCGGCGUGGCGCGGGAGUCGCGCGAGCGGGUGCGCCUGUUGGCGCAGCUCGCCGACGGCCUCGUCGAGAAGGGCCACCCGCACGCCGUGCAGAUCAAGGAGUGGGUGGCCGCAGUCGAUGCCAGAUAUGCAGAAUUUAGUGGAAGUAUGGAGGGCGGCGAAAGCGAAGCGGAGAGCGACUCCGGCGUGGCGGCGUCGUUGGCGUCCUCGCAUUCGGCCGACAGCGAGGCGCGCACCGCGCCGCCGCCCGCUAGCGCCGCCGACGACAAGCGCCGCAGCGCCCGCAGGAAAGAGUUUAUAAUGGCUGAGUUACUCCAGACUGAACGUGCUUAUGUCAAAGAUUUGGAAACAUGUAUUACUUGCUACCUGCGAGAAAUGCGCACCGACCCUAAUUCUGUGCCUCAGGCUUUGCAGGGAAAGGAGGAAAUAAUAUUUGGUAACAUCGAGGAGAUCCAUCGUUUCCACGAGCGAGUGUUCCUGCGUGAACUGGACAAGUACGAGACGAUGCCGGAGGACGUCGGGCACUGCUUCGUGACGUGGGCGCGCGAGUUCGACAUGUACGUGUCGUACUGCCGCAACAAGCCCGACAGCAACGCCGCCGUCGUGCAGCACGCCGGGGACUACUUUGAGAGGGUGCAGCGCAAGAAGAAAUUGGAACAUCCUUUAGCUGCGUACCUAAUAAAACCAGUGCAAAGAAUUACAAAAUACCAACUGCUACUCAAGGAUCUUCAAGCUUGCUGCGCGGAAGGACAAGGAGAAAUUAAGGACGGUUUGGAAGUCAUGCUUUCCGUGCCUAAAAAGGCUAAUGAUGCGAUGCACCUUUCAUUAUUAGAAGGAUGCGACGUGCCGACAGAUAGCCUAGGCGAAGUUGUACUCCAGGACUCCUUCCAUGUGUGGGAUCUACGUCAAAUCAUCAAAAAAGGUCGCGAGAGGAGGGUAUUUCUCUUCGAUCUUCACCUCCUACUAGCUAAGGAAGUCAAGGACUCUCAUGGCAAAGCCAAAUAUAUUUAUAAAACUAAAUUUAUGACUUCUGAACUGGGAGUGACGGAACACAUUGAAGGCGACGAGUGCAAGUUCUCGGUAUGGACCGGGCGGGAGCCCAUGGCCAGCGACUGUCGCAUUGUUCUCAAAGCUACUUCGCUAGAAGUGAAACAGACGUGGGUGCGCCGUCUUAGGGAGGUUAUACAGGAAACAUACUUCAGUGGAGUGCUGCAGCAGCCGCCCCGCAGUCCCGCGCGAGUGCGCCCCACGAGCUCGCAGCGGUCUAGUAGAGACCUGGAAGACACAUUACUGGAUGAGACCUUAGACCGUAAUUCUCUGGCUUCAUUUGGCAGUGGCAAUACGACGGACUCGGACAAGGCUGGACCAGAGAUGACUUGGGUCGUCGCGGAGCAUGUGGCAGGCGGUGCUGGCGAGAUAUCGGUGACGAAAGGGCAGCAAGUAGAAGUGGUGGAAGGCUGGCCAACCCGCGCCGAGUGGUGGGUGGUGCGCGUGCCGGGCGAGCCGCCACAGGAGGGCGCGGUGCCGGCACACGUGCUAAAACCACAGCCACAACACCAUCCACAGCAGAAAACCUCGCCAUCAAGGCGCCCACUUAGCCAGCCCUGUGAAGAAGUAUUAGAGGCAUCCAACUCGGACCCAGGUGGUAGUGUAACCGCUGCUAGUCCUGGAAAGCAGCGAAGAGGUUUUAGCGGAAGGCGAUGGCUGGGAGGGCUGCGGAAACCGUCACAGGGCAAGACCGAGAAGGCCUCGAGCGGGGCGCAGUCCCCAGCGGAUAAGCCGGCUCAGCUGAAAAAGGUUCCUUCCGAGAAGAAACUGAAGCUACCGUACACGGGCGACAACGGCCGCUUGGAGGACGGCGAGGGCGCGCACGGCGCGUCCAGCGCGCUCGACGAGACCGAGGACGACGCGCCCGACGUGGAGCUGCCGCCGCCCAUGAAACCCAUACAGGACCCUCAGGCGGUUCUGCAGCAGUCGCCCACUCCCACAGUGUCCACAGAUGCACCAGCUCGCAAUUCGUUGACCAUGGAAGCUUUGGAAACUAACGGUGGUCCGGCAGACAUUGCAGAAAUUGAACAAAUAGUCAAGGAAAAAAUGGAGCAGCACGGCGGCGCGGGCGCGGGCGCGGCAUGCGGCGGCGGCCCUCGCGCUGAGGAGGGCUCGGCGGAGGCGGAGGAGGAGGAGCCGCGCACGCCGGGGCCCGAUUCGAGCGUGGCCGUGCUCAAGAAGCGCGAGUACGUGCUGCGCGAGCUCCUCGACACCGAGGAGAUCUACGUGCAGGACCUGCGCCUCGUCUGCGAGGGCUACAUCCGACACAUGCAGGACCCCAACGCUGAUCCGCCGCUACCCGAGGGCCUUAGAGACCGAAGACUCCGAAUGAUAUUUGGCAACAUUGAGGCUAUCUACGACUGGCAUAGAGAUAAGUUGGUGCGCGAGCUGCGUGAGUGCCUGGAGGAUCCCGAGCUGCUGGGCCCUCUGUUCCGCCGCUUCCUCGAGAAGCGCAUGUUCCUCUACGAGACCUACUGCCGCAACAAGCCCGUCUCCGAGUAUAUCGUCUCCGAACAUGACCACUACUUUCAAGAAUUGAGGCAAAAACUGGGACACAAAUUACAGCUUGGAGACCUGUUGAUCAAGCCAAUCCAGCGCAUCCAGAAAUACCACCUACUGGUAAAGAAAGUGCUGGCUUACUCGGAGGCCGCGGGGGCCUCGCCCUCCGCCAUCAAGUCGCUGCGGGACGCCGUGCUCUGUACCUCCAUAAUUCCCAAGAACGCCAACGACAUGAUGGAUGUCGGCCGCCUUCAGGGUUUCACGGGCAACAUCACCGCGCAGGGCAAGCUGCUGCUGCAGGAGGAGCUGCUAGUGGCGGAGGGCGGCGACAAGGCCAAGGAGCUGCACGUGUUCCUGUUCGAGCAGUGCGUCAUCUUCAGCGAGCCCGUCGGCAAGAAGACUCACUUUACCAGCCCCACCUACAACUACAAGGCCCAUGUGCAGGUGAAUAAAAUGGAGCUGGAGGAAUCUGAAGGAAACAACGGCUUCGUGAUCCUCUCCGUGGACCCGAACAAGCCUCGACAGUCAUUCGUGUGCCGUGCGCCAGAAGCUCGCCGGCAGCAGUGGAUGGCGACACUGUCGCGCAUCCUGCACUCGCAGCGUGAGUUCGGCGAGGCGCUGGAGAACCCCGGCGCGUACCUGCGCACGCGCGACCUGCAUCGAGACGACGCGCGCGACCCCGCCGCUGCGGGUGAAGGUCGGUGCGGCCUGCGUAAAACGGAGAGCGUGCCGCCGUCAAUGGGGUCGCGGUUUGAGGUGCGCGGGCGCACGCAGCGCGCGCACGCCAAGGCGAACACCAUCAACCUGCCGCCCAGCGCCGCCUCCGCGCGCUCCACGCCCGCCAGCCCCACCUCGCCCACGCAGCCCAACGGCCUGUCGAAAAGGGCGUGGGGCCUGAAGCUGCGGCGCGGCGGCGGCGGCGGGGGUAGCGCAAGCGCCGAGCCAGGCGCCGAGGGCGUCGUCACAGAACUGCGCGCGCCCGAGCUCGCCGAGCCCGCCGCCGAUGUGACCGUGCCGCCUGGCGCCUCCGCCACCAUCUCUUGCCGCGCCUCGGCCACGCGCGCCCAGUCCUCCUGGCGCAAGACCGCGCCGGAAACUCGCGCGCUGCGACACGGCGGCCGAUUUGCCAUUACUUUCGCUCCUGAUGGCUUGGCCACUCUGACUAUUCACGCGUGUCGGGCGUCCGAUGCGGGCGUUUACUGCUGUUUGGUCAGUAACGAAUUGGGCGGCGUUCAGAGCUCGGCGAGGCUGACCGUGGGAUCAGGUGGCGCGCCCGGCGUGCCCGCCGUGCGAGCGCAUCCUGGCGGCGGCCUAGUCGUUCAGUGGGACGAAUCUGCGCCCGCACAUGUCGAAUACUGCAGAGUGGGCGAAGGGGAAUGGCGACGGGCAACCGAAACGCCCGCGGCGGUGCAUACACUGGCACUGGAAGAACUACCGGCGGGGCAGUAUAGUUUCCGGCUGGUGUGCGCACGAAGCGGCGCGCCGGGCGGGGUAUCGCCGCCGGCGGCUUGCGGCGGCGGCGGCACGUGGCAGCGCGAACAGUUUGCGCGCCGGUUCGCAGUCGAUGAAGAAAUCGGCCGCGGCCGCACGGCGCGCGUUCUGGCGGCGAGAGACACUGGGACGGGACAACGAGUUGCCCUUAAACAGGUGGUGGUAGGGCGCGGCUGCGACGCGCAGCGCGAGUACCGGCUGCUGUCUCGCGGCGCGCACGGCGCGGUGGUGCGCGCGCUGGCGCUGUUCGCGGACGUGCCGGCGCCGGGCGCCCACACACUGGUGCUGGAGCUGGUGGGCGGCGGCGCGCUGCUGGACUGGGCGGCGGCCGCACCCGCGCUCUACACGCAGCGCCUCGUCGCCGACCACACGCGCCAGCUGCUCUCCGCGCUCGACUGGUUGCACACCAACAACGUGGCGCAUCUCGACAUCAGGCCGGAGAACAUUCUGGUGGAAUUGUCGGGUGCGCACCCGCAGCUGAAGCUGGUGGACCUGGGCUCGGCGGUGGAGCUGACGGAGGGCGAGGCGAGCGCGCCGGCGGGGCGCGAGGUGCUGCCGCCCGCGGCCGCGCAGCUGGAGUUCGCGCCCCCCGAGUGCGUUCUGGGCCGCCCGCCCGCGCGUGCCUGGGACGCCUGGGCGGCUGGAGUAUUCCUAUACGUUUUCUUGACUGGGUUGUCGCCUUUCCUGGAUGAAUCGAUAGAGGAGACGACGGCGAACAUAAUCAAAUGCGACUACUGUUUCCCGCCGGAGCACUGGGCCGGCGUGGCGGAGGGCGCGCAGCGGCUCAUCCGCGGCUUGCUCGACGCCGCGCCAGCGCGCCGCCUGCAGCCGCGCGCGGCGCUCGCCGAUCCCUGGUUUGAUGAGGCGCCUGGUCUGGCGCUGUCGGCGAACCAGCUGCAGACGUUCCUGGAGCGGCGGCGGCCGGCGGGUCUGGCGCCCGCGCUGCACGCGCUGCGCUCGCCCGACACCUGACACGCCCGCCGACACUCGCCCGACGGAAACGUCAACGAAACCAACAUUGUUUGUUAGGUUUCGACACUAUCAUUAUAUUCGCGGAAGAUCAGCAUAGAUUUUAUCCGAAAAAUGAUCGUUACAUAUGCGCGCCAAUGUUAGUAUUCAUUUGAAAAAUGCGCCCGUCUUGUUUUCGGAAGUAAAUGUUUGUGAGUUUUAAAAGAUAAAUUGCCGGCUUUAGAGUAGUGGCUCGGCUCGUGCAGGCUGUAACCAAAAGACGUGCGCUUGGCACGGGCUGCGUGCUCGAGAAGACUGUAAUCGUUCUGUAGUCAAUGUGCCCACCUUUGUGUCUUUGCUAUUUUAAUUAAUUGACUUAUUUGCAGAUUUUUGAGAUUUCGUCAGCACUAAUUAUUUAUAGUAUUAUUUUCGGAUCUAUUUAGUUUGUGUAGAUUACGUAAGUGGCCGAUUGUAAGGAAGUGACUGUGAUUUAUGCUUAAUAUAAAUGAUGCUUAUUUCUAAAAUGUACUUUUAAACUUCUUUCCAAUUGUAUAUAGACAUUAAGAUUUAGACUUAUGAGUUAUGACAUUAAAAUUGUCCCAUUGAUGUGACCAAAUGCAAUUUAUAUUAUGUAUGUAUAAAGUAUAGGUAUGACUAAAGUGGUGUGUUUAUCACUUAUAAUCAAUAAUGUAGCGCAGAGCCAUUUAAGAACUGAAUGGAUAUGACUGUUAAGUGCAUUGUAAAUACACAUAACUAUCCUAGAACUGAGCCCAUUUUAUACCCACUAGUAUACUGUAAGUGACGCAAGAUAAAAAGCCCACUCAUUUCAUUAUUAGUUAGUAGUCUACAGUCAAGGUCAUAUAUAUGUAUACGUUAUUACACCAGAUAUAAGAUUCAAAUAAAACCCAACCACAAAAUAUCCCGAUUUCAUGAGAUGUAAAUGUACCAGUGGCCACUAUGCUUGUGAGGCGUUUUAUUUUAAAUAUUUGUUUAGAACUUAAAAAUAUGGAAAGUAUCAUAAAUAAGCAUACAACUAAUGUAAUAAAUUCAAAUAUAGUCAGACACUAUGUAAUUAAAGGGUGUCCCAAAAAGGACGCAUGAUUUCAAUUUGCCGCCAUAAAAACGGGACCCUAUUACUAAGACUCCGCUGUCCGUCUGUCCGUCUGUCUGUCUGUCACCAGGCUGUAUCUCAUGAACCGUGAUAGCUAGACAGCUGAAAUUUUCACAGAUUUUGCCGCUAUAACAACAAAUACUAAAAAGUACGGAACCCUCGGUGGACGAGUCCGACUCUCACUUGUCCGGUUUUUGUAUUUUAGUACUGGCCACCCUAAAGAAAAACUAUUUGACAGCUGAAUGUUUAUGGUUUGUAAAAAUGGUGUAAAAGUAUCGAUGUGGAAACAAUGUGGUCUCAACAAGACGGGGCCACUUGCCACCCACACAGCCCGAGAAACGAUGCAAUUACUGCAUGAAACAUUUCCUAGUCGUGUGAUCUCUCGAUUCGGUGAUCAGAAUUGGCCCCCUAGAUCUUGCGAUUUAACGCCUUUAGACUUCUUUUUAUGGGGUUAUUUAUUUAAAGUCUAAAGUCUAUGCCAAUACGCCCACAACCACUCAUGCUUUAAAAGGAGAAAUUCGACGCUGCAUCGGAGAAAUUUCAGCCGCAUCUAUGCAAAAUGGUCAUAGAAAUGUUUGACAAAAGAGUUCGUAUGUGCCAGCAAAGCCUAGGAGGACAUUUGCUUGACGUAUUAUUCCACAAAUAACCCUAUUCUAUGUAUUUCAAGAUUUUAUAUACAAAUAUAUUAUAACAAAAAAAAUGUGUUUUUCAUCAAUUUCAAAUCUUGCGUCCUUUUUGGGACAGCCUUUAUAUUGUAAAAUUUUAUAAUAUUUUAUCACACUUUCGAAAAAAGAUCUUAUAUCAUGCAGGUGUAUUGAAGAACAAAGGCCUAUAUAUAGUAUAUAUUGUUGCCGCGGCAGUUAUGGAUUGUGAAAAAAGCUUGAAGGGAGUUAUAGCUUUUUUUAAUUAAAAAACGUACGAGCCAAGUAGGUACAUAUAAAUGUGUUUUACCUUUAAAAUACUGACAUUUAUAUAUAUUUUUUUGUUUAUGUUUAUAAAUAUUUAGUUUGAUUAAUUUAAUAGCCGUUUAAAUAUUUUCAUCACACUUGCUCGAAAAAGAUGCAAGUGUACUGAAAGGGCCUAUAUUGUUCCCGUAGGAGUUAUUGAUUGUGAAAAAAAAAAACCUGUAACUACCUAGGGAGUUACAGCUUUUUUUUAUUAUGUCACUAAUUCAUACAAACCAAGUAGCGUAAAUAAGUUUUACUUUUAAAAUAUUGACGUUUAUAUUUUUUAAUAUUUUUGUUUGUUUAAAAAUAUUAAAUUCGAUUUAUUUAAUAGCCGUUUAAAAUAUUUUAACAUAAUUUUCAAUCGUGGCUGAAUGCCGAAUAGGUCUGUGCUCUGUGCCUUUGAUGCCUAACCUGUCAACAAAUGACAAUAUAUGGCGGACGAAUGUUUGAUAUGUCACCGUAUUUAAGAAUUAUUUCACUUAAAAUAAAUUUGGGUUUUUCUUCACAAGUGUGAUGAAAAACAUUGUGUGUAACUCCGGGGGUAAGAACAUUGCAAACUCGGGUCUUUAAUUUCCUUCAGCUUGCGGCUGUCGGAAAUUACCACCCACGUUUCCGAAAUUUCACUUAACCCCCUCGUUGUACUAUUAAGUACACAAUUUUCUAUUUUAAGUACACAAUUUUCAACCGUGGCUGAAUGCCGGAUGGGUCUGUGCCUUCGACGCCUAACCUGUCAAAAAAUGAACAAUAUAGCGGACAAAUGUUUGAAAAGAUUUAGGUUUUUCUCCGCAAGUGUGAUAAAAACAUUGUGUGUAACUCCAGGGGUAAGAAUAUAGCAAACUCGAGUUUUUAAUUCACUCCAGCCAGCGCCUGUCGUGGACCCCCCCCCCUCGUUGCACAAUGUACUGUUCUAGGACUGAAAACUCCGCUUUAGCAUGUUUAAUAGUGUGGCAAUAGCAUACCGAAGCAAUAGUAUUCACCCGUGACCGCCGUUCUUGGCCGAGACUACCGUGUUCUGAUUCAUAGUUAUCUAAAAGUAAAUAUUGACACAAUAAUUUUGCGCAAAAAAAUGUUCCGUAAAGUUCUGAAAUGUAUUUUGGUCAGGAGUUGAAAAAACAUUUGUGAAAAGCCUCCAUUUGUAAAGGCCUCUAAAUAUAACAAGUAUAUUACGAAUAGUUAUUUUUGAUCGCCCGAUGGCAGGUAUUAUACCUAACUCGGCUGAUUUCCUGCAUAGCAGGGCCGUAAUCGUUUUUUUUUACCGCGCUAAUAGGAUAACUUUGUCGAAGUAUGAGUAGGUAACCAAGAUAAUUUUGUAGCCACAGUAAAUUCACUGCCAUCUAUCGACACACGAUUAAAACAAAAAAUUAAAAUAUCAAAAAAUGUAUUUAUAUAUGGAUAAAUGUUUUUUUUUUAUUUGCAAUAUUUGCAUUAAUUAUUUUUAAUAUUAUUUUGACCCAUGGUCUUUCACUGAUAUGCGUUAAAAUUGUUAAAUAACAAACGAAACUGUCAACCCCAUCUAUACGAGAGUAGGCCAAAGGUGGUGGCGCCAUCUGAUCGAGAAUCAAAUUUUCUUGCUUUUCAAGGCACGUUUUUUCCUUAGACUGUAUCCAUCUAUUACGGAGUUAUAUCUAUCUUUGUUUUUACUGAGAAUACUUAGGUACCUACAAAGAUACCAUUAAAUACGUAUGUUUAAACCUUCAUCGAAAUCCAAGAUCACCUCUAGUUAUCGAGUUGUAUUUGUACCUAUUGUAAAUUUUAUAAAGCUCAUAACGUAAUA
Cydia strobilella is the source of this 12481-nucleotide messenger RNA. RefSeq names its product triple functional domain protein (gene trio). NCBI's taxonomy places the organism in Eukaryota, Metazoa, Arthropoda, Insecta, Lepidoptera, Tortricidae. Gene Ontology annotation, molecular function: ATP binding; protein binding; protein kinase activity. Gene Ontology annotation, cellular component: extrinsic component of membrane; cytoplasm. Bases 220 to 8673 code for a protein of 2817 amino acids. The record is from RefSeq and is a predicted model, not a curated record. Gene Ontology annotation, biological process: axon guidance; protein phosphorylation. The transcript has 45 exons.